UGUCCAUGACUAAGGCGAAAUACCCAUUUGCUAUCGGAACGGCAUAAAAUUUUUCCGUCGAGAGAACAACGCCACUUUACGUGAUCUGAGGGUGCAGACCCGCCGCAGACACCCACCAUGGUCGAAGAGGAACCCAAGAUCAAGGCCAUCGAAGGAGUCACUUCACCUACGAUCAUCGGGCUAUGCUUGGGAGGAGCGGUCUUCGUCCUCUGCAUGGCGGCCUUGACGUGCUUUUGCUACCGCCAGAGGAGGAACCACAACGCAAAGAGGCACGGACCGGAUCAGCCCUUGGCCUUCCACACCCAUCGGAGGCCCACAGCUGUGAAGAGCCCGGCUGGAACCACGACGCACUACUUGAAGAAGAGUCCGAGUCCGACGGGACCGUCGAAGACGCCACCGGGAAUGUCGGCUCCGCACACUCCUAGUCCAACAGGUAGUUCUUCGGGGAGCAUGGCGGGGCCGUUGGAGAGCGGGGUGUCGAAUGGGAGCGACAAGGUGGAGCAGAGCACCACGAUGAAGGACGUCUACACCACGGAGAACGAAGUGCACACGCCCACGAAGGAGGAGAUGGAGACCAACGAGAAGAAUCUACAGCAGAGUGCGUCGUAUUUGGGGCAGCUGGUUUUCAAACUAAGGUACAAGCACGACAAGAACGCCCUCAUCGUCUCGGUGGUCCGCUGCAGAGACCUCCCGGCCAAGGACCCCAACCUGGGUUCCAGCGACCCCUACGUCAAGCUGCAGCUCCUCCCAGACAAGCAACACAAAGUCAAAACUCGCGUCUUGAGAAAAACUCGCAAUCCCGUCUACGACGAAGACUUCACCUUCUACGGAAUCAACUUCAACCAGUUACCCAACAUCACCCUCCACUUCGUGGUGCUCAGUUUCGACCGCUACAGCCGCGACGACAUCAUCGGUGAAGUCUUCUGCGCCCUCAACUCCGUCGAUGUUACUCAGAUCGAGAACCAGCAGAUGGCUCUAUGUAGGGAGAUCCAGCCCAGGAGUCUUAAGAUUCGUUCCCAAGGUCGCGGUGAACUCCUGGUGUCUUUGUGUUGGCAGCCGGCGGCUAACAGACUCACGGUGGUGGUACUCAAGGCCCGAAACCUCCCCAAGAUGGACGUGACCGGGUUGGCGGAUCCCUACGUGAAAAUCUACCUUCUGUAUAACGGCCAGCGGAUCGCUAAGAAGAAGACCCACGUUAAAAAGCGGACACUGAGUCCAGUUUUUAACGAGAGCUUCGUGUUUGAUAUUCCCGCAGGAGGUGAAGGCCUUGAUAACGUCAGUUUGGAAUUUUUGCUCCUGGAUUGGGAUCGAGUGACCAAAAAUGAGGUGAUUGGGCGGCUCGAGAUGGGCGGCGCUAAGUGCACCGGGACGGCGCUCCACCAUUGGAAGGAAGUGUGCAACUCGGCCCGUAGACAGAUAGCCGAUUGGCACAAGCUUAGAGAAUAAGGAGGAGCCGACUGACUGAAAACUGAGGGGUUUAGUUGUAACUAUAGCGUACGGCUGGUCCGAAAGUCACGCUCUUCACAGCAGUACGAUCGCUAAGCUUCUGGACCAGCCGCUAUAAAUAUAUUUGUGUACUCGUAAGCAUUCACCGCAAAAUCUGUUAGUAUGCUUUGAUGAUUUUCCGCGUUAGGUUUUGUGUAAAUAUGGAUUAAUGUUUCAAUUAGGCUUCGAGAACUGGUGGACCCAAAUUACCUAUUAUAGUUGAGUUAGCGGUUUAAAGAGGAGCAAGGCAAAGGGCAGGGUCGCGCUUAACAAGACUAAAUUUCGAGAUUAGCUUUGUUAAAAAAAGGGUUUGUGAUAUAGAUUUAAGCUGACUUAUACAAAGUACCAAGAAAUGUAAUCUAAAUGUAUUAUACUUGAUUAUGCACUUUAGGGCAAGUUGCACGCUACUUGCAUUCUAGAAUGUCCAGUUCCUAAUUUUCGGUUCUAGAACCCUGAGGGGGACGUUUGGGCAUUCCGUGGUGACGAAACGCGGUUUGGAUUGGUUCAAAUUUUCUCAUACAGGUUACGAUUAUGGAAGAUUUGACAUACAUUGAAAAGCUACUCGUAGCGGAUUGUCACUGUUUUACGGAACGACCUCUGAUAUUGUUUGAAGAUAUUGUUUGUGUUGGAGAUAAUACAUUUGCCGAUUUUAACCCUUUACUCCUAAAAUAGCGGUAGAAUUGAUGUUUCUUCUAGAAUUUACAACGAAUAAACGCACAUUCUCAGUCAAAUAUAAUACUCUUUAAGAAAAUCCGCAAAUGUAUUUGGCGCACCUUACAGCGUAGAUCUAGUCUAACAAUAAGAAUAAUACUAAUAUGUAAAUUUCUGCAUAAUGUACUUAUGUAGGGUACUAGUCACGUAGGUUUAGUACUAAACUAAUUUGCAAUCUUUAUCUGUAUGCUAGUACACGAUCUGUUGUUAUUGUUGCUUUUUAACAGCAGUUAACGAUUUCUCGUUUUCGAGGUGCAUCUUUCUCUAUAAGCAGUGCACAUCUGUAUAUAUGGAUCACCUACUUUUUAUUCCAUUGAUUUAAGUGUUUUCUUUCGGAAUUUGCAAAUUUUGCUUUCGACUGUCUACAUUUUGAAAAUCUUGUUUUUUGAAAUUUAUGAAUGUAUAUAAUUAUUAAAUAAA
Molecule: messenger RNA, 2616 nt
Organism: Zophobas morio
Lineage: Eukaryota; Metazoa; Arthropoda; Insecta; Coleoptera; Tenebrionidae
Product: synaptotagmin-4
Exons: 6
Coding region: 118-1446 (442 amino acids)
Biological process (GO): cellular response to calcium ion; calcium ion-regulated exocytosis of neurotransmitter; vesicle fusion
Cellular component (GO): synapse; axon; plasma membrane
Molecular function (GO): calcium-dependent phospholipid binding; SNARE binding; phosphatidylserine binding
Source: RefSeq, a predicted model, not a curated record